GGCAGAGUUGUGCUCAGCUGUGGAAAUGAGAGGGGAUUCUAGAAAAGAAAUCCCUGCCCCGCCUCACUGUUCUGUGUGGCCCUGGGUCUUCUGAGCUGAGCCUUCUGUGAUAUGAAAGCUACAACACUCCCCACCCCGGCCCAGAUCCCUUGGGGAUGCCCUGGGAAGUGGAGGCUUUCCUGCAGGCAUCGGGGAUCAGCAGGGACCCGGGUGGGCUGGCAGGUCCAGCCAACCUAGAGCUGUCCUGGCGGAGCCCUGCUUGGCCCGGCCAGCGGGCAGGGGAUGAGAGCAAGGCCGCGGGGCCCACAUCGCAGGGCUGGGAGGGCGCUCAUCCAGCCUGGACUCACUGGCACCAAACCCGGGCCAGCACUCCCGCCUCAGAAACUGGUGGGGAGUAUUAAGAGCACGUCCCCGCCUGCCCAGACCCCUGGGUAGGCUGUGUCUCCACUCCUGCCCACAGGACCCAGCUUUCUGCUGUCAGGGCUCAGAGUCUCUCUGGCUCGUAUGCUUCUCUUCCCAUCCUGAGGAAUUGGAGAGACCUCCUUGACCCUUCUCACUGGGAGAUGCAGUCAGAGAGCUGGGGGGAUGGUGGGGGGAGCAUUGCAGACAGGGCAGUGGCCAGACUGAGGCUUGGGAGGAAGGUGGAGAGAAUAGAGUGGGUGGGGAAGGCCACAAGGCAGGACCCCUGGUGGCUUUGCACCCUCAGGGGAGGGCAGUGGGGGCCGAGGUCCCCUCCUGACCCACCACGCAUCGCUGACCCCUCCCCAGCAGACACACACAGCCUUCUGGAGAGAGAGGGCUGGAAAGCUGCAAUCUGCUCACAACCUAAUCCCAAGCCUCAGUCAGCGCUUUAAAAAGAACCGAUGGCUCAUCCCUAAAGCCAGGGGUCUGGUUGCGGGCGGCCCAGGAGGUCAAGGAUGAGCGCCAGGCCCACCCCACUGUGCCCGUCAGGAACAGAGCAUCCGGGGAAAGCAGCCAGCAGCUGAGGCCAGGGAACGUUAACCCUCCGCUGCUGGGGCCAGGGCCGAGCCGGGGCCUCCCUCACUGGCACCCAGUGGCUCUCUUCUGGGCUGAGGGGAGGAAGGCACAGAAAGAGCAGGCCAGUCAUUGUCUGGGUGCAGCCAGCCUCUUCCUCGAGGGUGUGGGGGUGCUGGAUAGGAAGCCGCGGGAUGAUGUCCUAUUGUGUUCAGCGAGGUCAUUGCAGGAAGCCUCACGGGCAGUCCUUGGUCCCAGCUAACACUCUGCAGUGACCCAGGCUCUCCUGGGGUUCUUUUCUGGAUGCCCAAACGGAGCAAACUUUAAGGAACCAGAAGAAAUAAAUUCCCAUUAAGACUGACCCUUGGCAGCCUGAGCCCUCUGACACCCCAGAACAGGCCUUUCCGGCUCAAGGAUCUCUGAUGAGGCCAGCAUGCUCACCUCCCACAUCAUGGACUUAGAGACAUGGCCCUCCACAGGCGUGUUCAGGUUGUCGCUCUCGCAGCCAUGACUCUGCCUCACAGCCCGGGAGGUGUGGGGGAGCCCCGGCCCCCCCAGGCCAUGCAAGUGCACCGGCGGGAGCAUCGUCGGGAGGAGGAGCAGAAGGAGGAGCGGCAGCACAGCCUGCAGAUGGACUCCUCGACGCGGAGACGGACCUUCCGCAGCAGUGAGGAAGAGUACCAGUUCAGCGCUGCAGACUACGCCCUCGCGGCAGCCUUGGCUCUGACAGCCUCCUCAGAGACAACAUGGGAGGCCCAGCUGAGGCGCCAGACCAGCACCGUGGAGCUGGAGGAGCGGGGGCAGAAGCGGGUGGGCUUCGGCAACGACUGGGAGAGGACAGAGAUCGCCUUCCUACGGACCCAGUGGCUGCUGCGCCAGAGACGAGACCGGAAGGCGCUGAGACGGCGGACAGAGGAGAAGGUCCGGGAGGCCAAGGAGCUGCGGGAGCUGUGUUCCGGCCGUGGGCCCUGGUUCUGGAUCCCUCUGCGCUCACACGCGGUCUGGGAGCACACCACGGUCCUGCUGACCUGUACCGUCCAGGGUUCGCCUCCACCCCAGGUCACCUGGUACAAAAAUGACAUGAGAAUUGAUCCCCGCCUCUUUCCUGCCGGCAAGUAUCGAAUCACCAACAAUUAUGGACUGCUGACCCUGGAGAUCAGGAGAUGUACCAUUGAGGACGCAGCCACCUACACGGUGAAGAUCAAGAACGCCUACGGCCAGGCCUCCUCCUUUGCCAAAGUCCUCGUCCGCACUUACCUGGGGAAGGAUGCUGGCUUCGAUUCAGAGAUGUUUAAAAGACUGAUGUUUGGCCCCAGCGUGGACUUCACAUCAGUGCUGAAGCCGGUCUUCGCCCGUGAGAAGGAAACCUUCUCCCUAAACUGCCUAUUUUCAGAAGAUGUGUUGGACGCUGAGCAGAACAUCCAGUGGUUCCGAGACGGGAGGCUGCUGAGGUCCUCCGGCCGCCGGCAGAUCCUCUACGCUGACCGCCAGGCAGUCCUGAAGGUGGCCUGCGCCUACAAGGAGGAUGAGGGCCUCUACACAGUCCAGGUGCCUUCGCCCUUUGGGCUCCGGGAGCAGAGCGCCUACGUGUUUGUGAGAGAUGCUGCGGCCGAGAAGCCAGGGGUCCCAGGCUCCCCCUUGAACGUUCGAUGCCUGAAUGUGAACAGAGACUGCCUCAUCCUGACCUGGACCCCGCCCAGCGACACCCGGGGCAACCCCAUCACCGGCUACUCCAUCGAGCUGUGCCAGGGAGAAUCUGAGGAAUGGGUGCCAUGCCACCAGGCUCCCGGCGGGACCUGUCGGUGCCCAAUCCAAGGCCUUAUUGAAGGCCAGAGCUACCGGUUCCGGGUGAGAGCCGUCAACAGAGCGGGCAGCAGCGUCCCCUCCAAGGCUUCUGAGCUGGUCGUCAUGGGCGACCGCGACGAAGCUCAGAGGAAGACAGAGAUCCCCUUUGAUAUGGGAAAAACCAUCACGGUCAGCACAGAUGACUUUGACGACUUUGUGACUAUCCCCUCACCCCCGACUAACGUCCAUGGCAGCGAGAUCCGUGAGGCCUAUGUGGUUCUGGGCUGGGAGGAGCCGAGACCCCGGGGCAAAGCCCCGCUGACGUACUUCCUGGAGAAGUCGGUCAUAGGCAGUGGCACCUGGGAAGCCAUCAACUCAGAAGCUCCCGUGAAAUCCCCAAGAUUCGCCCUCUUGGAUCUGGAGAAAGGGAAGUCGUACGUCUUCAGAGUGCGGGCGAUAAACCAGUACGGCAUGAGCGAUCCCUCGGAGCCCAGCGAGCCCAUCGCCUUGAGGGGGAAGCCAGCCACUCUCCCGCCUCCAACGCAAGUUCAAGCUUUCCGAGACACACAGACCUCUGUCUCCCUGACCUGGGAUCCAGUGAAAGACAGCCCAGAGCUCCUGGGUUAUUACAUCUACUCCCGGGAGGCAGGAUCAUCUGAGUGGCGAACAGUUAACAACAAACCCAUCCAGGGCAGCAGGUUUACAAUUCCCGGGCUAAGGACGGGGAAGGAGUAUGAGUUUUGUAUCAGGUCCGUCAGCGAGGCCGGAGUCGGGGAGAGCUCAGCCGUCACCGAACCCAUCAGGGUCAAGCAGGCUCUGGCUACACCGUCUGCGCCAUAUGACUUCGCCCUCCUGAACUGCGGGAAAAAUGAAAUGGUCAUUGGAUGGAAACCCCCGAAGCGGCGUGGAGGGGGCAAGAUCCUGGGUUACUUCCUGGACCAGCACGACUCCGAGGAACUGGACUGGCACGCGGUCAACCAGCAGCCCGUCCCCACCCAGGUUUGCAAGGUCAGCAACCUCCAUGAGGGUCACUUCUAUGAGUUCCGUGCCCGGGCCGUAAACUGGGCAGGUGUUGGGGAGCUGUCAGCACCCAGCAAGCUGUUUGAGUGUAAAGAGUGGACGAUGCCCCAACCAGGGCCCCCGUACGACCUGCGGGUGUCUGAGGUGCGGGCCACCUCCCUGAUGCUGACAUGGGAGCCCCCUCUCUACCGAGGGGCUGGACCUGUCACAGGCUACCGCAUCAGUGUCCAGGAGGAAGGCUCUGAGCAGUGGAAGCCAGUCACUCCAGACCUCAUCUCUGACACCCACCUGAGGAUUUCUGAUUUGCAGCCGGGGAAGACCUACAUGUUCCAAGUACAGGCUGUGAAUUCAGCGGGCCCAGGGCAGCCAUCCAUGCCCACCGACCCGGUACUCCUGGAGGACAAGCCAGAUGCCCGGGAGAUCGAGGUUGGUGUGGAUGACGAGGGCUUUAUCUACAUGGCUUUUGAAGCCCCAGAGGCCCCCGACUCUGCCGAGUUUCAGUGGUCCAAAGACUACAAGGGCCCACCGGACCCAGAGAGGGUCAAGGUCGAGGAGAAGGCUAACAAAUCCAAGAUCAUCCUGAAAGAUCCCGGCCUCGAGGAUUUGGGCACCUACUCGGUGGUGGUCACAGAUGCUGACGAAGACAUCUCAGCAAGCCACACGCUGACGGAGGAUGAGCUGAACAAGCUGAAGAAGUUGAGCCAUGAGAUCAGAAACCCAGUGAUCAAGCUGAUCUCUGGCUGGAACGUUGAAAUCCUCGAGCAAGGAGAGGUGCGGCUUUGGCUGGAAGUGGAAAAGUUGUCUCCGGCGGCUGAGCUGCAUCUAAUCUUCAACGAGAAGGAAAUCUUCAGCUCACCGCACCGUAAAAUCAAUUUCGUCCGAGAGAAGGGCCUGGUGGAAGUUAUCAUCCAGCACUUGACCGAGGACGACAAAGGGUCGUACACUGCCCAGCUCCAAGACGGAAAAGCCAAGAACCAGAUCACCCUGGCACUGGUGGACGACGAGUUCGACAAACUUCUAAGGGCGGCAGAUGCUAAGAGAAGAGACUGGAAGAAAAAACAGGGUCCGUAUUUCGUGGAGCCUUUGCAGUGGAAGGUCACGGACGACUGCCAAGUGCUGCUGACCUGCAAGGUGACCAACACCAAGAAAGAAACCCGCUUCCAGUGGUUCUUCCAGAAGAGAGAGUUCCCAGCUGGUCAGUACGACCCGCAGACUGGAGCAGGGCUUCUCUGCAUCGAAGAGCUGUCCAAAGAGGACCAGGGCGUUUACAGAGCAGAGGUUUCUGACGAUCGAGGGGAGGACGAUACCAUCCUGGACCUCAGAGAUGAAGCCCUGGAUGCCAUCUUCACUGAGCUGGGCAGGAUCGGUGCUCUCUCUGCAACCCCACUGAAAAUCCAGGGGACGGAGGAAGGGAUCCGGCUCUUCAGCAAGGUCAAGUACUACAAUGUGAAGUACAUGAAGACCACCUGGUUCCACAAAGAGAAACGCCUGGAGAGUGGCGAUCGGGUGAGGGCUGGUACCACCUUGGAUGAGAUCUGGCUCCAUAUCCUGGACCCCAAGGACUCAGACAAGGGCAAAUACAUCCUGGAGAUCACGGCUGGGAAGGAAGUCCGGCAGCUCUCGGCUGAUCUCUCCGGGCAAGCUUUUGAGGAUGCCAUGGCGGAGCACCAGAGACUGAAAGCCUUGGCCAUCAUUGAGAAGAAUCGUGCCAAGGUGGUGAGGGGGCUUCCAGACGUGGCCACGAUCAUGGAAGAUAAGACCCUGUGCCUGACCUGCGUCGUCUCAGGAGAUCCUGCCCCUGAAAUCUAUUGGCUGAAGAAUGACCAGCCUGUCACCUUCCUGGACCGCUACCACAUGGAUGUGAAGGGGACAGAGGUCACCAUCACCAUCGAGAGGGUCAACAGUGAGGACAGCGGGCGCUACGGUGUCUUCGUCAAGAACAAGUACGGGUCUGAGACAGGCCAGGUCACCAUCAGCGUGUUCAAGCAUGGGGAGGAGGAAAAGGUGCUGAAAAUGUGACGGUCGGAUUCAACCGCAGCCUGAGGUCUAGUCUGUGUGGACUAGGAGGGUCAACCAGUGGGUCACAGCCUGGCACAGGCCACAGGGAUGAGACUGGAGGGGAGGGAACAGGGCAGAACCCAGGGCAUGGGAGUGGGUGGAGUGGACACACCCAAGUGGAGAAGCAAAGACGGGGUAUUGGGAGGCCUCCAGGAUUGCAGAAUCAGGACUGGACUUGGACUGGAGGAUUUACGUGCUGAACUGUUUCAACUCUAAACUCUCCGUGAGCCUGGCCUUUUUCAUCUAUCAAAUGGGAAUUCCUACUCCUAGGGAUUCUUUAUGAAAACUCUAUGAAAUCGUGUAUCAUUGGUUCUCAAUGGGAGGCAAUUUUGUCCCCUAGGAAACAGUCGGCAGUGUCCAAAUUUGGGGUUGUCACAACUGGGGGUGUCCACUGGUGUCUAGUAGAUAGAAGUCAGGAAAGCUGCUAAAUAUAAUAGGUCCCUGCCACGUAGAAUUCAACCUUGACAACAGUGCUGAGGCUAAUGAGCCCAGCCAUAAAUGGGUAUACCACAACACCCCUCUUUGAGGAUACUAUAUUUUCGAUGAAGUUCAGCAAACAUUCAUUUGAAGUCUAGCAUAUGCCAGGCUUGUGGGUGGCACUGGGAGCACAAAGAUACAUAAUAUGUAGGCCCCACCCUCAAGGGCACCUCAGCCCAGGAGAAGAGACAGACCUGGGUCCAGAUGACUCCAGGACAAGCCAGAUGAUCGGAAUUCUAGAAGGUCCAGAUAAAGUUCGACUGGUGGUCAGAGGAGGGAGGCAGGUGUUUGUCCCAACGAGGGCAGGUGAGCUUUAAAACACCUUCAUGGAGCUAGCGGAAUGGGUUGUUAGGUCCUAAAAAAUGAGUGGCAUUUGGUGAUGGUCAUGGGAGGAGAUUUCAGGAGCAGGGGCUGGUGAGAGCAAAGGGGAGGUGUGGAGGUGAUACCACCUGGGCGGCCUGGGACACCACGUUGCAGAGUUCAGACCUUCAGGACUCCCAGCUCAGGGCCUCUGCCUGGCAGGACACAUACUGGUUGGCCUUGCUUCCCGGACCUCAGAACAGAGCCGGGCAUUUCACCACCCUCCAGUAUCCCUGUUUAAAAUCAGAUGGGGAGGGGAGGGCAUUUAUAAAGUUAGAGAUGUUUGUUGUAAAAUUUUGGAUAACCUUGAAAAUGAUGAAGGAGAAAAUAAAACUCAUCUACACUCUCAA
Molecule: messenger RNA, 7025 nt
Organism: Bubalus bubalis (water buffalo)
Lineage: Eukaryota; Metazoa; Chordata; Mammalia; Artiodactyla; Bovidae
Gene: MYOM3
Product: myomesin 3
Exons: 37
Coding region: 1441-5799 (1452 amino acids)
Molecular function (GO): protein binding
Source: RefSeq, a predicted model, not a curated record